Clunio marinus is the source of this 1320-nucleotide messenger RNA. Lineage: Eukaryota; Metazoa; Arthropoda; Insecta; Diptera; Chironomidae. The record is from the annotation of a GenBank genome assembly.
AUGAGUUAUUUUCGUUGGUUAAGGCUUAAUUCAUUUCUUGUGAAAUUCACGCGAAUGUCAUUGAAUGACAUUGUCGCAAAUUUAAAAGAGGAUAAAUCAGCAACAACCUCAAACGAAAUUCUUGAUUCAAGUGCAUUUCAAAAGCCAGUUUUAUCUCCAGAAAGCACAAAAGAAUUAUUAAAUGCACAUUUCAAUAUUGAUUCAUAUUCUGAAAGCAUGAAUGAAUCUUCAAAAAUUGAAGUAUUAAGUACUUCAAACUAUGACUCAUGGUCAGAACAAAUUGAAGCAAUUCUUAAUCAAAAGAAAUGUUGGCUUGAUUUAGAUGGUGCGGAUGCAGCAAAAGCUGACUAUGCUGCCACUGCUAAGAAAGCGUAUUUCGAGAUCGUUGUUCGAUGUGACAGUCAACAUACUCAGUUCAUAAAGUCCGUCGCAAAAUACGAUUCAGUGAAAGCACUAAAUGCACUUCGCGAUAAAUAUGAAGGAAAAGGCUUGAUCUCUAGAAUUGGAAUUCUACAAAAAUGUCUUCUCAUGCGCCAUCAACAAGGAACAAUAGAAAAGCACAUUGAUGAUUUACGAACCAACUAUCAACUGCUGAAGAAAAAAGGUUUAACAAUUGAAACAAUGCAAGUUGCUAAUCUGAUGAUUACAUUACCUUCUGACUUCGGAAGUGUUCUUGCAAAUUUUAUCAACGUCGACGAAAAAGAAUUAAAUUUCGAAGACGUAGCAAGUGCAAUCCUAGUUGAACAAAACCGAAGAUCAAUUAUUGAAGGAUAUGAUGUCAAUGCAUCAGCAGCAUCAUUUAAUCGUUUCGAUAGAAAGAAAUUAUUGAAGUGCACGCGUUGUGGAAAGAAAGGACAUUUGACAGAAUCUUGUGCACAACAGUCAAGCGUCACACAUCAGCCAAACAUCAGCUGCACCUUUUGUGGAAAAAAGAACCACCAGGCUUCCAGAUGUUUUAAGAAAUUAAAUGAGAAUAAUCGUCAAAAUCAAAUGCAAUCAUCUCAUUUCACAUCAAUCAACAACGAAGACAACAAAAACAAUGAAACGUCGAUGUAUGCAAAUCCUUAUCACAAAGCAUUUGUAGCUUCAUCAGCUUCGAUCAAUUCUUCAUUACAAAAUAAACGAAGAAGUGUUUUCAAUCGUCUUUCGUCAGUGAUUGAAGAUGAAGAUGUUAUGAAAAAUUUUUCAAAAAUAACAAUGAACGGCGAUAAUACAAUGAUCAAUCAGACUUCGAAAAGGCAACGGGAAGUUAAUGAAUCAAGUGNACAUGCUCUUUUAUGUACCAAAUAUGUCAAAAGAGACAAUGAUGGCUAUAUUUAA